Messenger RNA from Sebastes umbrosus (honeycomb rockfish), 3532 nucleotides. RefSeq names its product tec protein tyrosine kinase (gene tec). Gene Ontology annotation, molecular function: non-membrane spanning protein tyrosine kinase activity; ATP binding; protein binding. Lineage: Eukaryota; Metazoa; Chordata; Actinopteri; Perciformes; Sebastidae. Gene Ontology annotation, biological process: adaptive immune response; intracellular signal transduction; B cell receptor signaling pathway. The record is from RefSeq and is a predicted model, not a curated record. The transcript has 19 exons. The coding region runs from base 233 to 2227 and encodes 664 amino acids.
UUGUGUGCGUGUGUGUGUGUCCUCCCCCCUUCUCUCUCUCUCUCUCUCUAACUCAUUUCCUGAAUCCCUCCUCUGAUCUCUGAUCUCUGCUCUCUGAUUCUCAGCGACAUGAAUGGAAACUAAACGCACACUAACUAACUAACCAGCAGGACAUGAAGACAGACGCUCAACUCCAGCCCGCCGCGUUCUGACGACAACCACCGAUGGGCUGAGGGGCGUAGGCGGGGCCAGGAUGAGUGCCGAGGCGCUAUUGGAGGAGACGCUCAUCAAGCGCUCGCAGCAGAAGAAGAGGACGUCGCCGCUUAACUACAAGGAGAGGCUGUUUGUCCUCACCAAGAGCCGGCUGACGUACUACGACGGGAGAGCAGAGAUUCAGAAGAUCCAUCUGCGUUCGUUUCCGUUUUGGAAAAAUGGAAACGCCCACUCAGCCGACAAGAAGUUCAGGAGAGGAUCGAUCGAGCUGAGCAGCAUCAGAUGUGCCGAGAUCGUCAAGAACGGAGGAGGAAUCAUCCCCUGCCAGAACAAAUACCCCUUUCAGGUGGUGCACGAUACCAACACGCUCUACGUAUUCGCUCCGAGUCACGACAGCAGAAGUCUCUGGGUGCAGAGCCUCAAAGAGGAGAUCAAAGACAACCCUGUGGUCUCGGCCAAGUUUCACCCUCAGUUCUGGCAGGAAGGGGCGUGGCUCUGCUGUCGCCAGGCGGAAAAACUGGCUCCGGGCUGCGAGGAGUACAACCUGUUUGGAGACAUUUCCAGAAAACCUCUCCCCCCGAUUCCUGGAGAGGAACGCAACAACGAGAGGCAGCAGCGGCGGCCCGCUCCACCCCUCCCUCCGGCCGCUGAGGGUGACAACGAUGAGGAGGAGGAAGAGGAGGUGGUGGUGGCGCUGUUCGACCACCCGGGCACCGAGCCGCACGACCUGAGUCUGGUCAAAGGAGACGAGUACGUCAUCCUGGAUAAAUGUGACGUCAACUGGUACAAAGCACGCAACAAGUACAGCGAGGAAGGCUACAUCCCAAGUAACUAUAUAACAGAGAAGACAUCCGGAAACCUGGUGCAGUUUGUUUGGUACAGUAAACAAGUCAACAGGAACCAGGCAGAGGAGCUGCUGAGGAAAGAGGACAAAGAAGGAUCCUUCAUCGUCAGAGACUCCAGCACUCCAGGAGCCUACACCGUCUCUCUCUACGCCAAGUCUGCUGCAGGAGACGGGGUAGCAGCUAUCAAACAUUACCACAUCAAGGAGACACAAGGCUCGCCUCAACAGUUCUACCUGGCUGAGAAGCACCUGUUCAGCUCCAUCCCCGACCUCAUCGAGUACCACAAACACAACGCAGCAGGUCUCGUUGCCAGGUUGAGGUAUCCUGUAGGGAAACAGGACAAGUCUGCUCCGUCCACCGCCGGCUUCAGUUACGAGAAGUGGGAGAUCAACCCCAGCGAGCUGACCUUCAUGAAGGAGCUGGGCAGCGGUCAGUUCGGUCUGGUGAGGCUCGGCAAGUGGAGGGCUCGGCACCGAGUCGCCAUCAAGGCCAUCAGAGAGGGAGCCAUGUACGAGGAGGACUUCAUCGAGGAGGCUAAAGUCAUGAUGAGACUGUCUCACCCUAAGCUGGUGCAGCUGUACGGAGUCUGCAGCCAGCAGAAGCCCAUUUACAUCGUCACGGAGUUCAUGGAGCACGGCUGCCUGCUGAACUUCCUCAGGCAGCGACGGGGCAGCUUCAGCCUGGGGUCCUUGCUGAGCAUCUGCCUGGACGUCUGCGAGGGCAUGGAGCACCUGGAGGCCAACGGCUUCAUCCACAGAGACCUGGCGGCCAGGAACUGUCUGGUGAACGACUCUCUGGUGGUGAAGGUGUCUGACUUUGGCAUGACCAGAUACGUGUUAGACGACCAGUACACCAGCUCAUCAGGUGCCAAGUUUCCAGUGAAGUGGUCGCCUCCCGAAGUCUUUAACUUCUGCAAAUACAGCAGCAAAUCAGACGUCUGGUCUUACGGUGUGUUGAUGUGGGAGGUUUUCACCGAGGGUCGCAUGCCGUUCGAACAGAGUCAGAACCACGAGGUGGUUACCUUGGUAACCAAGGGUCUCCGCCUCUACAGGCCCAAACUGGCCACGCCCGCCAUCUAUGACAUCAUGGAGCUCAGUUGGCACGAGAGACCAGAUGAGCGUCCGUCGUUCUCUAUGCUCUGCCUGAUGAUCUACGACGCUCUGGAGGGUGACACCCCUCCCCCAAACUGAUCAAAUAACCAAUCAGGUGCUUCCACCAUCCCCACGCCAUGUUGGCCCCUAGCUCCCGCUGCGUGGUAACCUGCCAUUCCUCAGGGUGUUACGGCAGUUAUCAUCUAAAGUACACCACGAUGACAACAUGGACAACAUGCUGUAAUGGUGAUUACGGUGUCUGGAACUGACCAAUCAGAUGGAGAGGAUGGACCAAUCAUCAUCCACCAAUCACGUUUGUUUAUCCAACCAAGUCACCAGUACGGCUCACAACCCAGACCUUAAACUGAAGCUGCGUCCACAACACCAACCCGACGCUCAUGUUGGAUUCGUUUUAGGACGACAACUGAACAUGAACUGACUGCGAUGUAGGAAACUUGAUGGACACAUCAGCUCAGUACUUUUCAAACAAAUGUUUCUCCUCCCUGUCUGUGGAUCCGCCUCGCUGCUUCGUUUCCUCCCAGUCAAACAUGAAGUCCUUUAGUCAGAGAUCUGUCAGUGUUAAAGAGAACGGUGUCAGCUAACAAACGUAGAACAACACACAAUAUCAAGCUUCAUUUUCCUUCCAGAAAGGACUCGGUUGUGACUCGUUUCUUUGUUUCAUUCCACUUUAGUCCAAUGACUCAUUUAGCCGCAGUGCAAAUCUGUUUAUAUGUAACUUCAGUUACAUCCAGCACAUGAAUAUUAAUAGUACUGCACCAUCUUAGAUUUGCUAUGUAAAGUGUCUGAGGGCUGAAUUCACAAAGAAUGGGUUGCUGCCGCUGCCGCUGUUAUCACCAUGAAUUAAUGUGCAUCAUUUGCAACCGUCACAAGGUCCAAGUCACGCCGAUAAAGUUUUGCAGCUUUUGAGUCCAACUCAUAUUUUCAUAUUUAAAAACGACAGAGAGGAAUCAUAUUUGGGAUUUAAUAUCCCAGUCCGUCAGUGCUGUUGGUGUUUUCAAACGCAUUCUUUCAGACUGUAUAAUAAUAAUAUUUUUUAUUUAUAGAGCACUUUUCAAGCUAUAAGCACAAAGUGCUUUCCAAGGUGAGGAAAUUCAAAAACAUGAGCGAUACUCGGGACAAAAGCAAGAGGUAAAAUAUUUAUCGGAUCGGAUAUCAGGCCGAUACUGAAUCAAUGGGGUCAAUCCAUUCAACUCAAAUCUAUGUUUAAAUACUAUAUCCGUUAUUCACUGCUAUUUUAAUUUCCGUUUAAGUUUUGACUAAUUAGUUGCUGCAAUAAAAAAGGUUUACACUUGAAUUAUAAUUCCUGCAAAUUUUGAGGAUUUUCUUACCAAGUUGCUGGUGCAUGAUUUAUCAUUUUAGUAAUAAAGAACAAUUAAAUAAAAA